Eurytemora carolleeae is the source of this 1894-nucleotide messenger RNA. RefSeq names its product zinc finger protein 724. Gene Ontology annotation, molecular function: DNA-binding transcription factor activity, RNA polymerase II-specific; RNA polymerase II transcription regulatory region sequence-specific DNA binding. The record is from RefSeq and is a predicted model, not a curated record. Gene Ontology annotation, cellular component: nucleus. Gene Ontology annotation, biological process: regulation of transcription by RNA polymerase II. Bases 395 to 1552 code for a protein of 385 amino acids. The transcript has a single exon. NCBI's taxonomy places the organism in Eukaryota, Metazoa, Arthropoda, Copepoda, Calanoida, Temoridae.
UGUAAGUGGUGGUCUUACUAAACACAUACUGGAGAGAAACCGUUUAAAUGUAAAAAGUGUGAAAAAACAGUUGACUGAAAACAGUGAUCUUACAAAACACAUGAGAACCCACACUGGAGACAAAACACUAUAGUGUAAAAUAUGUGACAGAAAGUUCUAUGAAAAAGGUAAUCUGUUUACCCAUAUACAAAUUCACAUUAGAGACAAGCCAUUUUUCUGUACCUUUUGCAACAAACUGUCAUCAAGUAAGGAAAGUGUGAGAAAUCGUUAAGUGAGAGUUAACACUGUAGAGGAGACAUUCAUCCGUACAGUUUUUAACUAACUGUUUUUAAGGAAUAGUAAUUUAGAUAGGCAUUUGAGAACCCAUACUGGGGAGAAGCCACAAAAGUGUGAAAUGAGGGAUAAAAGAUUUUCUGAAAAUGGUCAUCUGACUGAACACUUGAGAACCCAUACAGGAGAGGAACCUUCGAAACGUGAACAAAGUUACGAAAAAUUUUCCACGUCAGAUCAUUUAAGAACUCGUAUAAGAGUUCACACUGAAGAGAAGUCAUUUAUGUGUAAAGUUUGUAAUAAACUGUUUUCUGUCAAAGGUAAGUUAAAAAAACAUUUGAGAAUUCAUACUGGAGAGAAAACUCAUGAGUGUAAAGUGUGUGAUAAAAGAAUUUCUGGCAGUCUAACUUACCACAUGAGAACCCAUACUGGAGAGAAGCCCUUUAAUUGUGUAAUUUGUGGAAAGAGAUUUUCUCUGCAGAGUCAUUUGAGAGCUCACAUACAAACUCACACUGGAGAAAAGUCGUUCAAAUGUGAUGUGUGUGAUCAACUGUUCUCAACAAAGGGCAGUCUAACUUCACACAUAAAAAUUCACACUGGCGAGAAAUCAAUUAAAUGUGAAGUGUGUGAUAAAAGGUUUAUCCGAAGUGGGGACCGGACCAAGCACAUGAGCAUUCAUACUGGAGACAAACAAUUUAAAUGUGAAAUCUGCGACAAAAUGUUUUCUGAUAAAUAUUACUUAACUUUGCAUCGUAGAGUUCACACUGGAGUGAGGCCAUAUCAGUGUAAGUUUUGUAAUCAUAGGUGUACUUCAAAAAGUAAUUUAAACCAACAUAUAAGAGUUCAUACUGGAGAGAAGCCAUUUAAUUGUGAAAUAUGUGAAAAAAGGUUUAAAUCGAGUUCUUGUUUGAAGAGACAUUUGAAAGUUCAUACUGGGGAGAAGCCAUUCAAAUGUGAAGUUUGCAAAAUAUUGUUUUCACUUAAGAGUAAUUUAGCUGCACAUAUGAAAAUUCACUCCGAAGAGAAACAAUUUCAGUGCGAAGUGUGUAAAAAAUGGUUUUACAGUAAAGCUAAACUGACCAACCAUAUUAGAGUACAUACAGGAGAAAAACCAAACAAAUGUGAAGUGUGUGAUAAAAUGUUUUCAGCAAAAUCUACCUUAAUAAUUCACAUGAGAAUGCACACUGGAGAAAAACCAUUCAAAUGUAAUAUUUGCGGGAAAAGUUUUUCAAACCAUAGUAACUGGGCAAGGCAUUUAAAAAUCCAUGCUAACGAUAAAUAACGUUAACUGUUUUGUUUGAGUUGCAAAACUUCUUAUGCGAGACAUUUAAAUACCAACGAUAAUAUCUAACUAACAGUUUGUCACAAAACAAUAAGCUGCCAAGGUUGGCUUUACAUACGAAUCUUCGUGCUUAAACAACACCAUCUCAUUGUAAAGUUUGUGAAAUUGUGACAAACUGUUUUCCGUGAAACCCCGGUACUUGAGAAUGCUUAUAAGAGAGAAACUACUAAUAGAAUGUUUUCUUCAUAAGGAACAAAAGUUAUACAUAAGAGAAUCCAUGCUGUAUGUUACUUUGUUAAAUGUCACUUUUACGGAAAGCUAUUCCUGUGGAAUGAUGGAUGG